Molecule: messenger RNA, 2090 nt
Organism: Ahaetulla prasina
Lineage: Eukaryota; Metazoa; Chordata; Lepidosauria; Squamata; Colubridae
Gene: RABGGTA
Product: Rab geranylgeranyltransferase subunit alpha
Exons: 17
Coding region: 392-2089 (565 amino acids)
Biological process (GO): protein geranylgeranylation
Cellular component (GO): Rab-protein geranylgeranyltransferase complex; cytoplasm
Molecular function (GO): Rab geranylgeranyltransferase activity; zinc ion binding; protein binding
Source: RefSeq, a predicted model, not a curated record
CGGAGCUCGUUUUGCUCGCCGAGUCUCUGCGGACGAGACCAUUCGCCACCGGCCGAUCUCAUAUUCUCCGCCUAUUUCCUCCUCCCCCCGUCCUCACCGUCCAGUUGGUAUCGCCCCCUAGGGGCGGCUAGGCUUAGCCCGGCGCCUCUUUUCCGCUUCUACAAAACACCCCUACGGGCUUGUUCAGAAUGGUCUCGCCCCGUAGAAAACCGAUGUAGACAUUUCCGGGAGAGACCACUUCGCGGCUUCCCGGAGGGGGAGAAACUAGGAAUUGGUGAGAACUUGUCUUGAACGUCGCUGGUUGUGCAUCAGCCCGAAAACAAGGGGAGAAAAAAUUGUGCAUGAAGGAUAAGUGAUUCAUUCUUCGCCUCUCUCUUCGGAGUCAGUCAAGAUGCACGGAAGGCUGAAGGUGAAGACGACGGAAGAGCAAGCCGAAGCCAAACGCCUGGAACGGGAGAAGAAGCUCCAGCAGUAUGUGACGGUCACCAAAGCCAUCUUUGAGAAGAGGAAACUGGGACAGCUGGACAAGGAAGCCCUGGAGCUGAGCAACAAAGUCCUCGGGGCCAAUCCGGAUUUCGCCACCCUCUGGAACUUCCGGCGAGAGACCUUCCUGCACCUGGAGAAGGAGGAGAGCCCAGAAGAGAUGCAAACCUUGUGCAAGGCCGAGCUUGCCUUCCUGGAGUGCUGCUUGAGGGUGAACCCCAAAUCCUACGGCACGUGGUAUCAUCGUUGCUGGGUGAUGGAGCACAUGCCUGAACCGGACUGGGCCCGGGAACUGGAGCUGUGUGGCAAGUUUUUGGAGAUCGACGAGCGAAAUUUUCAUUGCUGGGACUACCGGCGUUUUGUGGUACAGCGGUCCAAAGUGCUCCCGCAGGACGAAUUGGCCUUCAGCGACAGCCUCAUCACCCGGAACUUCUCCAAUUAUUCUUCCUGGCAUUAUCGCAGCCUCCUCCUCCCGCAACUGUACCCGGAUCCCCAGGACCAAGGCCGGAUCACGGAGGAAAUCCUACUGAAAGAGCUGGAACUGGUGCAAAAUGCUUUCUUCACAGACCCCAACGAUCAAAGCGCUUGGUUCUACCAUCGGUGGCUUCUGGGCAGAGGUGAUCCGGAGCCAACCAUUCGCUGCGUCUACGUCAACAGGGAAAACACCUCCCUGGCCGUGGCCUUCUCUCAUCCUGUGGCGGUAGCUCCGGCGUCGCAUGACCUGAUCGUGUUCGGAGACGAGUCUCCGCUGGUAGUGCGUUGGCGUACACCGGAUAGGAAAAAUAAACCGGGAUAUAUGUGGCUUUGUGACCUGCCAACCUCUGCCCUCAACGACCACUGGCCUCAACACACCUUUCGUGUCCUCUGGGCUGAGGGACACGUACAGAAGGAAUGUGUCCUCUUCAAAGGCCACAAGGACUGCUGGAACCAGGAUUCGGUGACGGAGGAACAGGUGUUCAGGUGCGAACUCUCCAUUGAGAAGUCAACGGUGCUGCAGUCGGAGCUGGAAUCGUGCAAGGAGCUGCAGGCCUUGGAACCGGAGAACAAGUGGUGUCUCCUAACCAUCAUCCUGCUCAUGAGGGCUUUGGACCCCUUGGUUUACGAGCAAGAGACCCUCCGCUACUUUGCCGCCUUGAAGGCCGCAGACCCCAUGCGCUCCUCGUACCUCAACGACCUCCGGAGCAAGUUUCUGAUUGAGAACAGCGUCCUCAAGAUGGAGUACGCCGAUUCCCGCGUGGUAGACCUGUCCCAAAAGGGCCUGACCAACCUGUGCCACCUGGAACACCUGUUGCUGGUCACCCACCUGAAUCUCUCCGAUAACCUUCUCUCGGCCUUCCCCCCCACAAUGGCCAUGAUGCGUUGCCUCGAGGUGAUGGAGGCCGAUGACAACCAGAUCGAGAGCCUGGAAGGGCUGCCUCCUCUGCCUUCUCUGGAGGAACUCUCGCUCCGUAACAACCGCAUCCGGCGAGCUUCCGCCCUCCGCAGCCUGGCCGCCUUCCCCGCGUUGGCUCAGCUCAACCUGCAAGGAAACCCCUUGUGCCAAACCCCGGGCAUCCAAUCAGAGCUGGCCGCACUGCUCCCGAACGUCACCACCAUCCUGACUUGAU